UGUACAUCAAUAUAAUAUAAUAUUUUGAUUGCCGGACACGGUAAUUUUGUACUUACACGUUCGUUAUGUUGUUGCAUCUGCUCUAGUGCUGUUUGCGCCUGGUUCCUUUUGUUCAGUUCGCCAUCUUGUUCGUGUAUGACGCCUGUGUUGACGAUUGUAAGCCGUUUAAGGGGCUAGCGCUAGCACAGUACUGCAGUCUGCAUUUGCAGUAGGCUACGAUCUCGAUUUCCGAAACUUUUUUUGUCUAUACGGACACUUCGCGUUUUUCAUUUUGGUAUUUCACAUUAAACGGAUCAAACGUGCCAGGACAACCCGAACACUAUUCAAAGUAAGUUUUACAGAAUACAAUAAGUUAGUAGUAAAGUUCUGCCGUCAUCAUCGAAAUGGGCCAUUAUUAUUAUCACCGUUAUCGUUUUUCAUGUAUAUGCAAUUAGGCGUACACGCACGCAUACGGCAUUCACGCAUUUUCGACAUUUUUUUAGGACUGCGGUAUAGGCAACGUAUGGUCGUCGCCGACUAUGACGUUAUCUAAGACGCCCGCCCGUGUUUGAUAUGUUGCGUUUCAGUACACCCUGAAAAAGUAUAAUAACUAGUUAUUAUUACCCUCUAAGAAUCGUUAGUGUCUGAUAAUACGCUACUGGGUUUUUAUUUUCGCCAACAUAAGUACAGUGGAUACCUACCUAUGUAUGUAUACUAUACGCUUAGAAGUGUGAAAUUGUGAUGUGUGAUUUAUAAAAUAAUAUUAUCGGUCUUUGUGAACAUUCGUUUUAUAUGUUAAUAAUCGUGUUGCAAGUAUACCUGUUGCCGUUUUUGAUAUUUUUUUGUUUUUUGAGAAAAAAUCUACCUACCUUGGUACCUUAUUAGUUAUUAGUAAUUAGAUAUUCUUAUUUUUUCAAAUUAUCGCCAAUUAUUUUCGUAUAUGAUAACUAAUCUACCAUACUAUAUAUUAUGCAAAUUAUACUCUCUAGUCCCUAUCAAAUUACUAUUACAGAUCGAAUAUCAUAUGUCAAGUAUUUUACAUAUGUGUACUUGAAAGAUUAAGGUACUGAAGAUUAUUUGGUAUUAAAUGUUUAGAAUAUUUAUGUUUUAUACUAAACAUGGUGGCUAAUAAAUUUAAUCUUAUUUAUUCAGGCCAUCUGAUAAUUUUAAUGAGGAAAAGUAUGAUUGAGUGUAAUAAUUGUAUAAAAUAUACUGUGAAUGUUGGUAUUAAACAAAUUCAUUGUAAUAUGGUUUAUGACAAAUUUCUAUUUUGAUUAGAUACACAUUGUUAACUACCUACUUUUUUUUUCUUUUUUUUAUUAUAAAAACUACAAAAAAAAGUAUAUACAUAUAUUAUACUUACAAUCUGUAAAUUAAUAUGUUUACAAAAGCAAAUCUCUGAAGAAAAAGAAGUUAUCAAAAGCAGGAUAAAAGUCUAUUAGCACCUGACUGGGUUUCCUGUAAGUUGCUUGAAAGUGAAAUUUGUUAAGGAAACUGUUGAUAAGGGGGUUUGGGUGAAUUAAAUUUGAAUUGGUUUUUCUUUUAUAGGUUUGAUAAACAAGUUAUAAUUUAAUGUUUGAAUACAGAAGUCGUAAUGCAGAGAAUCGUUUGUGACAUACUAUGUUGAUGUAAUUAACUGUUGAUAUAUUUGUUGAAAUACUCGUAUGAUUUUGAUACCCUAGUGCCAUAUUAAAGUGUAGUGUAAAUCGUGCAUUUUGCUUUCAGUGAGAGCAUUGAUCAAAAUAAAGGUCUGAUGGUGAAGACGCUGGUUGAGAGCUUUACACUUGACAUGUAAAUGAGAGGCCCAGGUGAGACGUUUAUCAAAUGUUAAGCCAAAAUAUUUUGUUUGAGAAGAGAUUGGAAUUGAGGGAUAGUCAGUUUAAUAUAUAGAGAAGGUGAUUUAGAAGAUUUGACUGAUUUUUAAUUUGUGGAAUUGGUUAUUGAACAUAUCUAGUUGACUUUGGUUUUUUUUGAAAUGUUAGGAUAGGUUUAGUAACCGUGGUAAAAAUAGCGGUGUCAUCAAUUAUCUAUUUGUGUAUAUUUGCGGAAUUUGAUGAUAGGUUGCUAAUGAAGAUGUUAAAAAGAAAAUGUGUUAUAAUACGCUGUUGGUUGUAUUUGAAGAGGUGACUUAAAUGACAAAUGUGCAUUGGCUUAGAUACAAUUUUAUAAAAAGAUAGCAGGGUGCGCGUGUAAAAUGAAAAGAAGUCUAAGGUGUCAGACUGUUAAAAGCUUUAGCAAUGUCAAAGAAUAUUCCCAGACAGCAAUUUGUUUUCGAACAUUAGGGAAAUAUGGUCAACAACUCUGUGUAGUUCAGUGGUUUUAUAUGGUGUGACGUCCAGUGUAUGAGGAGACACAAAUUCCUUGUGGAAAAGAAAAGAAAAUGAGAAUCUGAAGCUUUGCUGUUCAUUAAUUAUUUGAUUAAUUCAGAUUGAUGCUGGAAUGCAAGUGACGUUACAUGAUGAUUCUGUUGAAAUUUAUACAUUUUGACUUAAAUAUUUUACAAAUUGACAGUGAUGGUGGUGAAAGUGAUGAUGAGGUAGGAGAAGGGUAUCCACAAAACCCUUGUUGAAGUGGGUGAAAGCAUCUUCCGUUUUGGUAUUUACAUUGUUUAGAGCAAUCGGGUAGUCUAGCAAUCUAUAAUUACAAAUUAAAAAGAUUUGAUACUAUUGUAUUUUUGUUGAUUAUUUUUAUUCCAUGUACUACCUGUAGUGGUAUAAUGGAUUUUGCUUAUUGAACAACAUUGGUUGUUUUGCAAGCAACAGUGUUUAUAGUAGAUAAUUAUUACAUAAAUUAGUGAUUACUAAUUAAAAUUUGCUGUUUUGGGGGAUUGCAUGAGCAAGAAGCUUGUUGGCUUAAACUCCGGCCUAAACAAGUUUUUAUUAACUAAAAAUUAAAUUAUAAAAGUAGUCUUAAGAAUUGAUACCUAUGUUAUGUAUACCAUGUAUGUAUCUUGACAACAUUGCAUUUAUAGUGGUACCAAUUUGUGAUGCUAUUUUUUUACAUUAGUUUAAGCAACUGUAUAUUAUAAGAAACACAGUGGUAGGUUGAGUUUUAGGUAUAUCUAGACCCUAGGUGUACUUAUGGCAUCUAUCUCUUGAAAAAUUCAAUAGCUAAUUUGAUUUUUUUAAAUUUUAAAGGUAACAAAAGUAUGGAAACAAAAACUCCUAGAAAACGUGGUCGACCACGAGCAAUUAAAGCGGUAGAACACAGUCCAAAACCAGAAGAUUUAGAUGAAAUGUUACAAAAUAUAAACGAAGAUAUUAAUAAUUUUGAUUAUAUACCAAAUGGAUUGCCUGAUUAUUCAAUUAUAAAAAAUAAGAAAAACAUCAAUAAUAAUGAAGAUGUUUAUGAUUUUGAUGUUGAAAAAGAAGAUGGUCCUGGCAUAAGUAAUUUUAUAAUUUUAAUAUACUUCUAUACAAAUUAAAUAUUGUUUUAUUAAUUUGUACGUUAUGUUUAAAGCAAAUGUUAAACAGGAUGAUAAGCCUGAAAGUGAAUUAUUAGAACAUGCUUGUGACAUAUGUCCAAGAACAUUUAAAACAAUUCCUGGUUUAAAAAGACAUAAAACAUCACAUGAUCGCAAACCUCAAGAAAAUAAAAGUAAAAUGAACAAAUUUAUCCUAUAAGUAUUCUAAUUUUGUUUUAAAUAACUUGUUAUAAUUUUAGCUCACAAUGAGGAAUCUAUAAGUAAAGAGAUGAAGAGCUGUGAUUGUUGUGGGGAAGAUUUAGCUACUGCCCAUACGGUUUGAAAAACAAAAUAAUAAACAUAAAAUGGUUUUUAUUAUUUUUUAAUUUUUUAGAAUGGUGAUUUUGAAUGUUAUGACUGUGGUAAUUUUUUUAAAUUAAAAGCCAAUAUGGAGCGUCAUCAGUUGAUGGUUCAUUGUUAUGAUGAUGUUUUGAACUGUCCAACUUGUGAUUUCAAUUGUACUGACAAAGAAACUUUAUCUCAACAUUUAUAUGCUCAUGCUGGUAAGUUUUAUAAUUUACUAAACAGAUUAUAUAUAUUUAGGGUUCUGUAGCCAACUAGGACCCUUUUUUUUUUUUUGGUUUCCCUGUAUGUCACAGCUGUCAACUUAUUUAUAUAUCUAUUAGGAUUUUAAAUUUUGUAAACCAGAAUUUAUGGGAUUCUUGGAAAAAUAAUUUGGUUAGCCUAUUUUUUUAUAGAAUGACAUGUGUACCAACUUUUUUUUCUUCAUUCAGCCCAUUCAGUAAAGUACAUUUAAUAGGUUUUUGAAACGCAAAGAAAAAUUUUUCAGGAUUUUAACCUGACAACAGAUAUUUGCUUUUAUCGUGCAAAUAUCUCAUUUAAUUUCCAAAUUGUCUGUGCAAAUUAUCUUAAAUAAUUCUGUAGAAUGCAAAAUAGCUAGUUAUUUUAUAUGUAAGAAAUAGAUUGAUUAAUUUUAAAGAGUGAAUAGUAAACGGCUAUGGAACUAUUAUAUAAUAUUAUGUACAUAACAUUCUCUUAACUGUUUUUUUAAUUUCAAUUUUUUGUUAAUUUUCAGGAACAUCAAAACCCUAUUCAUGUCCUGUGUGUUUUACAUCAUUUAGUAGGAAGUAUCAUCUUGUACGUCAUAAUAUGCAAACUGGUUGUGAUGGUUCGGAAAAACCUAAAUUUCCUUGCCAGGUAAAUUUUUUAUAAAAACAUUUUUUGACUGUCUUUAGAGGGUUGGAGACUAUUUUCCUAAUUUCAUUUAAUUUUGUAACUGCUCAAUGUCCAUUCAAAGAAAACUGGUACAGAUGAAUAUAUAUCAUUUUAGACCAACCAGCGGUGGAAAAUUAAAUACACUACCCAAAGUUUGAUUUAAAUUUUUAAAAUAUAUAUGUAUUUGUCAACAAAUCAUCUAAGUUGAUUAGGACGUACAUUUUUUUGAUUGAAUAAUUGGUAAAUCCAAAAUAAAAUCAAAUAUAAUGUAAUUAUUUUAUGGAAUUUGCAAAAAUAACUAAAACUAAAAAUUCUUAAUUGAUUUUUUAAAUAGUUAGAUUAGAAAUUUUGUGAACAAAUUCAGAAUUGUUAAGUAUGUAUAAUUUCCUACCACUUCAUUGGUCUUAAACUUUUGAAAAAUAGGUGUGUUCCACCUAUUUUCCAGUUCCCUUAAGACAUCUUUAUUUAAUUGGCUAACAGUGUUCAUCAAUAUAUUAUACUGUAUUAUAAUAUAUAUGAACAUAUUGAUUAUUUUUCAUUAUGAGAUUCCUCUUUGUUAGUUAUAUUUAUAUGUGGAAAUUGGAAUUCCAAUUUACUGACAUUAUGUUAUUUACCCAAAAUUUCAGUUACUAGAAUAAUUGAGUAUUGAAUCAACGUACUUCUACUAUAGUAAUAGGUAGUAUUAUUUAUUGUAAUAACCUUGUAUAGGGCAUAAUUAUUGUACAAAAAUACAUUGAAUUUGAUUUCCUUAGUUUUGUAUGAAGAGCCUUUGAGAAUGUGCACUGAUAAAUUAUAGAGGAAAGAACAAUAGAUAUGAGAUUAGAUGAAUAAAAAAGAAAUUCAGUGUAAUAGAGUAGAGAAUUGUGUUUGAAAACUAGUUGUAAAUUGUUUGCACCAUACACAUAUAAAAUAUGCAUCUAAGUUAAAUAAGGUGUCUAGUUUUUCGUUUUUUUCGUUGUAGUACCUACAGCAAACUGACUCUUAGUAAAUUACACCAAUAAACAAUAAAUUUUCAAUAGUGUUUCCAAUUCAGACUAAAAUUGUAUAAUUCAUCAUAUAGAAAUACACAGUAUUUAAUUUAUCUUUUAAUUUAUUUAAGGUUUGUGGUAAAGUUUUUAAUAGAAAGGAUAAUCUUAGAGAACAUUUGCGUGCUCAUGCUGGACAAACUAAGAAGAAGCGUACUUAUAAUUGUGAAUAUUGUCUAAAAGAAUUUGUUGGAUCUGCAUUGUUAACUGUUCAUAGAAGAACUCAUUUAGGUAUUUAUUUUUUAAUAAUUUAUUAUAUUUUUAUACAUUAGCUAUAUCUUAUUUUAUGUAUGUGUUUAUGCUAACAUGAAUACUGUAGGAUUGCAGUUAAAGGUAAUCUAUUUAUUCAUUAAUGUGUGGUGUGGAAAGAAAUAUGCAUAAUUUAUAACUUUGAUAUAUAUAUAAAUUUAAUGAAUAUGUAUUAUUUGUUUAGGUUAUAGACCUUAUCAAUGUGAUUUAUGUCCAAAACGGUUUCCAUCUAGUGGAGCCAUGAAAAAACAUCGUAGAAUUCAUACUGGUGAACGUCCCUAUGAAUGUCAACAGGUAUGAAAACCAUUAUAAUUUAUGUGACAGACUUCUUUUAUAUGAAAAUUAUUUCAGUGUUUUGCUAAAUUUGCUGCUAAAGAAACUUUAAACCGUCACAUAAAAACACAUACUGCACUUAAACCACAUUCGUGUGAAUAUUGUGGUAAAACCUUCAUACAAAUUUCACAACUGCGGGCCCAUUUAUUUCAUCAUACAGGUAUAUUCAUAAAAAUUAUUUUUGAAUAGCAUAAUAUUAGUAUUAAAAUAUAUUUUUUAUCAGGUGAAAAUGGUUUUACGUGUGAUACUUGUGGAAAAUCAUUCAAUCGUCGUUCUCGUUUAACACUUCACAUAAGAUACGUACAUGAAGGAGCGGAGCCUUUUAUGUGUACUGUAUGUAACAAAGCUCUACUGCGCAAAGAAGAUGUACAGCGACAUCAUAUUGUUCACUCUGGUGUAAAAGCUCAUGCUUGUCCUAUUUGUGAUAAGAGAUUCGCUAUGAAAUCUUCAUUAAAAAUUCACUUGUUAACUCACACAAAAGAACCUCCACGAGCAUGUGAUGAAUGUGGUCGAGCAUUUAUUCGUCAGGAUUGUUUGUUGCGUCAUAUGCGUUCUAAACAUAGAGAUAUGUUAGCUGAGAUUAUGGCUGAUGCUGAAAAGAAAAAACUGGAGGCUCAAUUAUUAGGUUCUGUAAAGAAAGAUGUAGAUGACCAGACCGAUAAUAACGAUAAUGAUAAUAAUGAUGCCGAUUUGGACAAAGAGGAUGAUAAUGAAAGUAUUGAUGAAUUGGAAGAUAAUGAUAGUACUACUAGUGAAGAAUCUAAUCAAGAUACAUUGGGAAAUUCACUUAUGGAAUUAUUAACUGUAUUAGUAGAUGAAAAUACACUUAAAGAGUUUGGCUGGCCAAACGCAACUGUUGAUCAUUUGAUUGAAUCUGUAAUAAAGUAUGUAAAAUUAUAUAAAUAUAUUUAGUGGUAGAAUUAUGUAUGUUAAAAAAACUUAAUUUGUGUGCUUUAUUUUAUUUUAGGAGAUGUGGACACUCACCUGUGGCUGCUGAAGAUGCUUCCUACAUGGCCAGACUUCGAGAUAAUUCUAAGCAAUUAUUUUCAAUUAUCAUUGACGAUUUCGCUAUUCAAACACUUCUUGAAAACCAAACAAUUGAAGAAGUAAUUGUACAUGUCUUGAAAUUAGCUAAAGCAUAAUUGAAAUUUGUUUGAUUCAAAUAAUUUUAUAAUUUUUCCAUUUCCACAUAAUUGUACUUCAUUUUUUAAAAUGUUAGUUUAUAAGACCAUUUUAUUUUUAAUAUUAUUUUAACCUACAGGUAAUUUUUUAUAAUCUAUGCAUGUUAUCUAUAGUUAGAGACAUGAUAAAUAAAAUAGUGACUAACUCAUUAUAAGAUACUAUGAAUGAAUCGUGUAUAACUUUUUUAAGUUUAGGAUUUAGUAAUUCAAAACAGUUUUGUUUAAAAACACCAUUGGGCCACUCUUAUUUAUCAUGUAUAUAUUAUAACUAUUGAUUAUAGAUAGUAUAAAUACCUUUUCUCUGUCUGGAUUUUUGAUCGCAUAAAAUAAAAUUCUCAAUGAAUGACAAUAAGUGACGUAAAUCAUUAUUUUAUUUUGGCCACCCAAUAUGGAAGGAUUUGGUGAGGGGAAACCUAGCCAUGGUGACUACAGCAAUUUUUAUAUUAACCAGAAAUCUACACUACCUAAAAUUAAUUAUAUUAUUAUAUAUCACAAAUUAAAAAUUGUUUUUACUAUUAUUAAGUUUUAUUCUAUAUGAUACAAAUAUUUAUCCUGUUUAUCCUUGUUAAGUUAGUUAACAUUCAAGCAUUAUUAUUUUUAUUACAUAACUCAAGCUCAUAAUAAUAAUAAUUUAUGUAUGAAUAAUGUUUAUUAUUAUUUGUUCCAUUUAAUUUUUAAAUUGAAUUAAUAUUUUUACACAUAUAAGUAAAGUUAAGUUUAUGGCAUGGUUAAAAUUAAAUUUUAUAAUUAUUAGAUAAAUAUGUAAUGUAUGUGUAUGUUUUUUUUUAUUUUAAUAAUAAAUAGCAUAUAAUUGGGGAAACUUUUAUGGCUGCUUUUAAUGUUAGUCAUAAUCUUAUGAAAAUACUAUUACAGUGAGACUAUAGAAGCAUCAGAGGUCAAUAUUUUAUUUUUCUAUCUAUCCUACAUUAUAAUAUGGUUUUUUUUGUCUAUUUCUUUUUUUUUAAUUAUGAUCUUAUUAAACAAUUCCUUAUCGAACCUUGUGCGAUCAAGAUUGUUUAAAUGCAGAACUGCAACCAUUUUUGUAAUUGUAUACAUCAGAUUACUGCCUGAAUAUCAUAUUAUUCAGAACUACAAAUUCA
Messenger RNA from Cinara cedri, 8506 nucleotides. The record is from the annotation of a GenBank genome assembly. Lineage: Eukaryota; Metazoa; Arthropoda; Insecta; Hemiptera; Aphididae.